Miniopterus natalensis is the source of this 2506-nucleotide messenger RNA. It is a transcript of the gene SLC16A5, whose product is annotated as solute carrier family 16 member 5. Gene Ontology annotation, biological process: monocarboxylic acid transport; transmembrane transport. Gene Ontology annotation, cellular component: basolateral plasma membrane. Gene Ontology annotation, molecular function: monocarboxylic acid transmembrane transporter activity. The record is from RefSeq and is a predicted model, not a curated record. NCBI's taxonomy places the organism in Eukaryota, Metazoa, Chordata, Mammalia, Chiroptera, Miniopteridae.
CAGGCAGUGAUCAUGACUCAUGGUUCCCAGUACAAAGGAAAGCCCACUUCCCUGCUGGGGCAGAGGCAAAGCCGGAGCCCCCAGCCCCAUCUCUUCUCUGCUCUGCUGAGUCUUCUGGAAUGGACCUGCCUGCCAGGAAGCCAGGUCACCCUUGGUCCUGGGCUUGCCUGCCUUCUGGGAAACACAGGUGGCCCAGGCACUGGUAGCAGUGGCAGCGAGGCUGGGGCAGUGUUCCCAGCAGAGGAUGCCCCAGGCCCUGGAGCGCGCGGACGGCAGCUGGGCCUGGGUGGUCCUUUUGGCCUCCAUGGUGGCCCAGGGCCUCACCCUGGGCUUCCCCACGUGCAUCGGCAUCUUCUUCACUGAGCUACAGCAUGAGUUCCAGGCCAGCAACAGCGAGACCUCCUGGUUCCCCUCCAUCCUGAUAGCCAUGCUCCACGCAGGGGGACCCCUGUGCAGCAUCCUGGUGGGACGCUUUGGCUGCCGAGCCACAGUGAUGCUGGGGGGCAUGCUGGCCAGCCUGGGCAUGGUGGCCAGCUCCUUCUGCCGCACCCUCAGCCAGCUCUACCUCGCAGCAGGAUUUGUCACAGGCCUGGGCUUGUGCUUCAGUUUCCAGUCGACCAUCACCGUCCUGGGUUUCUAUUUCAUCCGCCGGCGGGCCCUGGCCAACGCACUGGCUUCGGUGGGCGUCUCCCUGGGCAUCACGCUGUGGCCGCUGCUCGCCCGCUACCUCCUCGAGGAACUGGGCUGGAGGGGCACCUUCCUCAUCUUUGGCGGGGUUUUUCUCCACUGCUGUGUCUGCGGGGCCAUCCUGAGGCCCGUGGCCACCGGCAUGGUCCCUAAAACCAGAAAGGGCCCUUCUCCACCUUCCAAGACACCCGCGCCUGGCUGCCUGGCAGCAUGUGGCUGGGCCAUCCUGCGCCACCUGGCCUUCGACAUCCUGUGGCACAACGCGGGCUACCGCGUGUUCACUCUGGGUGUCACGUGGAUGAUCCUCGGUUUCCCGCUGCCGCACGUCUUCCUGGUGCCGUUCGCCAUGCGGCACGGAGUGGAUGAGCACAAGGCGGCCAUGCUCAUCUCCAUCAUCGGCUUUAGCAACAUUUUCCUGCGGCCCAUGGCGGGGCUGGUGGCCGGCCGGCCGGACUGCGCCAGCUCUCGGAAGUACCUCUUCACCCUAGCGGUCCUGCUCAACGGGCUCACCAACCUGGUGUGCACGGUGUCGGCCAACUUCCGAGUGCUGGUGGGCUACUGCCUGGUGUACAGCGUGUCCAUGAGCGUGGUGGGCGCCCUCUUCUUCCAGGUCCUCAUGGACGUGGUCCCCAUGGAUCGGUUCUCCAGGGCCCUGGGCCUCUGCACCAUCCUGGAGAGCAUCUCCAUCCUCAUUUCCCCUCCGAUGGCUGGGUUUGUCCUGGACAACACUGACAACAACUUCAGCUACGUUUUCUACAUGUCAAGCUUCUUCCUCAUCUCAUCCGCCCUCUUUAUGGGUGGCAGCUUCUGUGCCCUUCAGAAGAAGGAGAGGCAGGGCGCCCAGGCCGAGGGGGAAGCAGGCGUCACGGAGGCCUCCCCGGAGGCCGCCCCGGAGCGCGCCCUCACCACGGAGGGCAUCCACACUUCGGAGAAGCGGCUGUACACCGAAGUCAUGUAUGUGACCAGCGUCUGAGCCCCAGGAUCACAUGUGUGACCAGCACCUGAGCCCUGAGGUCAGUGAGUGACCACUGCCUUAGCCUGGGAACGGGAUGUCCAGCCACUUCAGCCUGAAUCAAAGGCAUUCCGGGCUCAGCACGUCGGGGCUCAGCCAGGAGCUGGGACCUUGGAGGCUGGCCUCCGAAGACUCAGGGUUCCUUCCAGUGAGCAGAAUCCAGGAGCGGGUCCUUCUGACUUUUUUCCUUGGGCACCAGGGUACUUGGGGCCCAGGACAGUGGGUCUGAGCCCUGCUCGGUCUGUCAUGGCUGACUCGGCUCAGCUGGCUGCCCACCGCCGCUGCUACAACUCAACACACCGGACCAUCAAGUCCAGCCUGGAUGCCUCUGAUGUGACCUCUUUGUCCUUCCCGGGCCUCCAGACAGUUCCAAAGAGCUCGCCCUCCUGCCUCCCUUCCUCCCAUUGACCCAGCCCUUGCCCUCGGUGCUGCCCGCAGCACAGGCUGCUGGCCUUGUGAGAGAAUUGGUUGUGGCCUGCAGCAGUGGAUGGCCAAGCGGAGGAGUUGGCGUGGAUGGAGGGUUUGGACAGAUUAAAUGUCGGGUGGAACACCUCUCUGGUGUCUGUGCAGACAAUUGGAGGGGAGCACCUGACUUGGGGUCCUAGAAUCAGUAAAGUCUGAGGAUCCCCCUGCACAUUCAGCAGAGCCUGCUCUAGGGUCUCCCUCCUUUGCCCCACCUGAUAUUUUGGCUGGGAAGAUUAGUGGUAGGGUUGAGGGAAGCCAGACAAUUGACUGACCAGGGAGGGUAAGGAGUGCUAGGCAGCGCCCAAUGCCCUCUGUGAAAAUAGAGCUGCUUUUGUAACAGAA